GUUGUCGGGGGCGUGUUUGGUAGGAUUUGCUCUCCUCCUUCGCCUGUCCUCCUCAACGUCCGCCUCCCCCCUCUCUCCCGGUUUUUUGAGAGUUGCAAGAUGUUCAGUUCUGAGUAGACACAGAACAAGGGGAAAGGUUGCCCUCAGUUGGGCAAUUACGUUAUCCGAGUAAAUGUACAGGCUACAUGUUACCCACAAACCAAGUGAUCAAGUGAACUGUAGCAAACUUCAAUCUUGAAACUGCGGAGUUUUUUCUGAAAUAGGUCUAUAUUAGCUUACUGUGCGCAUGGAAGAUCUGGAUGAGUGAAACUGAUGCAUCCUCUAUGCAGUAGGAAAAGUAAGAGUGACGCCUUUAUUUCAAGAAUAGUAGUAAAACAGGUUGCAUAGUAACCGAAACACGGGAUUCUACAAUGUACGCUGAUGCGGUGUGACUGCGUGGAUUCGGCUGUCCAAAGGAACAUAACGUGUGCUGAUCACCUGAUUCUGUUAGUGGAUGAGGAUCGGACAACCGCAGUAGCUACACGUAGUUAACUAACGUUAUUCAUCUGAGAAUUGCUACUGCCAGAGAGUUAAAAUAUGUGACGAAGUGUUAAUUCUGUACAAUCUACUACCAGAACGACCACAUUCGACCCCACCACGGCUGUCUUUUCGAUGGAAUAUAGAUUUUCUUUUUUUUAUUAACCCUAUUGGGUUCGCGCAUCGAGGAUCUUAAUAUUGUUGGAAUGGUACAACUAUUAUGUUUUGUAUUUUUGCUUCUUUAAUUAAAUGGAUUUUAUGAGUGAUGUGGCACUGCAGUAGGCUAGUCGGCAACAUAAAUCUUGUUUGAAACAUAAACGCGCUAACAGCACCUUCCUUCAGAGCAAAACCUGGGAUUUUGUUGGCAAGUACUUACAAAGGUGCCAUGCAUUCUGCGGUCUAGCUCCAUUGCAUAGGGGGAAACAAUUAUACGAAGUGGAAAAGGAAUAAUCAGUUGCCAUGAAUUUUAUGGAUUUUUACCUGUUGGCUGCCUUGGUUGCCUUCAUUUGGCUAGACCCUGCUGUAACUCAAGAGCUGAUCUACCCUAUUAGGGAGGAGUUGCAGGAAAACAUUCUUAUUGGAAACAUACCAAAGGAUCUGAACAUUUCUCAUACAAAUGCUGCAACUGGAAUGACUGCUAAUCUGGUCUACAGACUGGUUUCAAAAGCUGGAGAUAAACCUCUACUCAGAGUUUUAAGUAGUACUGGAGAAAUCUACACAACUUCAAACCGAAUCGACAGGGAAAAACUCUGCCCUGGCCCCUCCUAUGAGGACAGUGAAUGUUCUUUUGAGAUUGAGGUGGUCAUCCUACCAAAUGACUAUUUUAGGCUGAUUAAAAUUAAAAUUAUUGUCAAGGACACCAAUGACAAUGCCCCCAUGUUUCCCUCUCCGGUCAUAAACAUUUCCAUUCCAGAGAACACACUAAUUAAUAGCCGAUUCGCCAUCCCCUCGGCCACUGACCCAGACACUGGCUUUAACAGUGUGCAGCGCUACAAGCUAGUGAAUGGGCAGAAUGCCUUUGGCUUGGACAUUGUGGAAACUCCAGAGGGAGAGAAGUGGCCCCAGCUGAUAGUACAGCAGAACUUGGACAGAGAACAGAAGGACACAUAUGUUAUGAAGGUUAAGGUAGAAGAUGGGGGCAACCCGCAAAAGUCCAGCACUGCCAUACUUCAGGUUACUGUAACCGAUGUGAACGACAACAAGCCUGUCUUUAAGGAGAGCCAGAUUGAGGUCCACAUCCCAGAAAGCUCCCCUGUGGGCACAUCUGUGGUACAGCUGCUAGCCACAGAUGCAGAUAUUGGGGCCAAUGCUGAUGUCAGAUACUCUUUUGGUGCUCAGGUGUCCACAGCAACCAAACGACUCUUUGCGUUGAAUUCCACCUCUGGCCUUAUAACAGUGCAGAGACCAUUAGACAGGGAGGAAAUGGCCAUUCACAAAUUAUCAGUGAUGGCCAGUGAUGGCACUUCAAGUCCUGUUAAAGCCACAGUAACUAUUAAUGUGACAGAUGUGAAUGACAAUCCCCCAAACGUAGACCUGAGGUACAUUAUUAGUCCAAUUAAUGGAACAGUUUUCUUGUCUGAGAAAGACCCUAUCAAUACCAAGAUUGCCCUCAUCACAGUGUCUGAUAAGGACACAGAUGUCAAUGGGAAAGUAAUUUGCUUUAUUGAGAGGGAUGUCCCAUUUCACCUUAAGGCAGUGUAUGACAGCCAAUACUUGUUGGAGACUUCCUCAUUGCUUGAUUAUGAAGGAACCAAAGAGUACAAUUUUAAAAUUGUCGCGUCUGACUCCGGCAAGCCGAGCUUAAACCAGACAGCAUUAGUCAGAGUAAAGCUUGAAGACGAAAAUGACAACCCUCCCGUUUUCAGUCAGCCUGUAAUUGAAUUAGUCGUUAUGGAGAACAAUAAACGGGGUUCGUUUCUCACCACUAUCAGUGCCACCGAUGAGGAUAGUGGAAAGAAUGCGGAGAUUGUUUACCAGCUGGGGCCCAAUGCUUCCUUCUUUGACCUGGAUCGUAAAACAGGGGUGUUAACUGCCUCAAGAAUUUUUGACAGAGAGGAGCAAGAGAGAUUCCUUUUUACUGUUACGGCAAGAGACAAUGGGACACCCCCACUUCAAAGCCAGGCAGCUGUAAUUGUAACCAUAAAGGAUGAGAAUGACAACAGCCCUAAGUUUACGCAUAAUCACUUUCAGUUUUUUGUGUCAGAGAACUCGCCAAAGUACAGCACUGUCGGAGUGAUUACUGUCACAGAUGCCGACACUGGAGAGAACGCUGCUGUAACGCUUUCGAUACUGAGUGACAAUGAAAAUUUCAUCUUGGACCCUUAUUCUGGAGUUAUAACGUCAAAUGUUUCCUUUGACAGAGAGCAACAGAGCUCUUACACCUUUGAUGUCAGGGCUGAAGACAAUGGGCAGCCCCCCAGUUCUUCAGCUGCAAAGGUGACCAUUAAUGUCAUUGAUGUCAAUGAUAACUCUCCUGUCGUCAUUUAUCCUCCGUCAAACACAUCAUUCAAACUGGUUCCUCUCUCUGCUAUUCCCGGGUCAGUAGUUGCGGAGGUCUUUGCACUGGACGGGGAUACAGGGAUGAAUGCUGAGUUGAAGUACACUAUUGUAAACGGGAAUAGCAAGGGCUUGUUCAGGAUUGACCCGGUAACUGGUAACAUUACUCUUGAGGAGAAGCCAGCUCUUACUGACAUUGGCAUUCACCGCUUGGUGGUUAACAUCAGUGACCUGGGUUACCCGAAGUCCUUGCACACCCUGAUUAUGGUUUUUCUUUAUGUGAAUGACACGGUGGGAAACGUGUCCUACGUCCACGACCUCAUCCGGCAAACCAUGGAGACGCCUUUGGAUAGAAACGUUGGUGACAGCAAGCAGGCUUAUCAGAGCAGGGACUAUUUGACAAUUAUGAUCGCUAUCGUGACGGGGGCGAUGGUUGUGAUAGUGGUCAUAUUCUUCACUGUCCUGGUAAGGUGUCGCCACGCCUCAAGGUUCAAAGCAGCGCAGAGGAAGAAACAGGGCACAGAGUGGAUGUCCCCACACCAGGAGGGCAAACAGAACAAAAAGAAGAAAAGAAAGAAAAGGAAGUCACCUAAGAGCUCCUUGUUAAAUUUCGUCACCAUUGGGGAGACUAAGCCUGAUGACCCUGUACAUGAACCCAUUAAUGGCACCAUAAGCUUCCCGGCCGAGCUGGAGGAGCAGAGCAUAGGGCGUUUUGACUGGAGCGCCGUGCCUACAACCACCUUUAAACCCAGCAGCCCUGACCUGGCUCGGCACUACAAAUCUGCUUCGCCGCAGUCUGCUUUCCACCUCAAAGCUGACUCUCCGGUCUCUGUGAAAAAACACCACGUCAUUCAGGAGCUCCCCUUGGACAACACCUUUGUUGGGGGUUGUGAUACUCUGUCCAAGCGAUCCUCCACUAGCUCUGACCACUUCAGUGCCUCAGAAUGCAGUUCCCAAGGAGGGGUCAAGACAAGGGGUCCCAUGCACAACAGACAGGAAACUUUAACAAGAGCCCAAACUGAACUGAAUCCCGAAUAUCUGGACCUCCGAUCCCAAGGUGAACUGAAUCCUGAAUACUGGACCCCGUGCACACCCUUAUCGCAGCGGCGUGUGACCUUUCACCUGCCAGAUGGCUCCCAGGAAAGCUGCAGUGACAGUGGGCUUGGGGACCAUGAGUCUGCCUGCCCCAGAGUGCCUCUUUCAUACCCUCUCCCCCUGGUGCAGCCACAGGAUGAAUUCUGUGAGCAAGCCUCCCCCGACAAGAGAACCGAAGCCGAUGGCAACUCCGACCCCAACUCCGAUGGUCCUCUUGGACCCAGAGGCCUAGUUGAAGCCACAGAGAUGUGCACACAAGAAUGCCUUGUUUUGGGCCAUUCAGACAACUGUUGGAUGCCUCCAAGUCUGGGAACGUAUCCCUCUGAUUCACCUGUUUCCAACUUUGCCAAUCACAAGGAGUGGGCCAAAGAAACACUACUGACUGGGGGCACAUUGACCAGGACCUGGGCUAAUGAUGGCUCUCGGGUCCAGUUUGGGGACAGAAAGCAGUUUGGGAGUGCUGAAGGACAUUUUAACAACGCUGGUCAAAUGACAGACAUUCCCCUGGCGAGCCUAAAGUCCUAUAAACAUGCAUCAAGGAGGGACAGUCCAAAGUAACACCAGCUUUAAAAAAAUAAUUGGUGAGGGCAAUGACCUGAUGUUGUUCUUAUUUAAAACGAUGCCAUUGCUAUGUGAUAGGUACAUGUAUGAAGUAGAUCUCUUGUGCUUGAGCCAGAAGUAUAGUGUACUAUCUUAAUUAUUUCAACACUAUAAACCAUCUUUUCAAAAAAUCUACAGCUAUCAUUUUUCACAGGCAUUUUCAGUGCCUCCUGUGUCUCCUCACCAAUAUUAGGAUUUUUUAUAACAUGGAUGAAUUAUUUUUCAGUAUACACCAAUAUUGUAAUUGUCGUUAUUGAGCCGUUUGGGUACUGUAGUAAUAAACGCAAUUGAAGAAAAGUGACCAAGUAAGAACAUGUUGUACUAUUAACGUAUAUUGUUGAAAUGUUUGUAAAUAGGACAGUUUCAUACUAACCAAUUUAAUGCACUUCUUAUACAUAUUUAAAGUAGGACCAUGUUUUUUGUUUGUUACAUCUUGUUUAGCAUUGCAUUUUAUUUUAUUUUUUUUUAAAGUAAUAUUUUAGGUAUUUCCAAAGCAUAAGGAACUGAAUAUUUACAUUAAAAACAAAAAAAACACUUGUUUGUGGGGAAAAAAAAAUAAAUAAUUGUGACCAUAAAUCAGAUCUUUCUUUAAACAAACAGAUGUAAUAUAGUUAAACAUGCCAGAAUUAUUUAUAUAUGUAUAAAUAUGUAUAAAAUGGAAAGAGUUGGGCCUUAUUGUGUGAUUUAAAGAAAAUACAAGAAAACUUUGCUCACAGGGGAAAUUUAUUUUUUUCUUUUUAACCUGUUGAAUUUAAUUGGUAGAUAAAAAAUAAAAAAUCACGAAAUGUGUUCUAAGGGGAAUGGGUUAACAUUUAAUUAACCAAAACUGCAAGUGGAAAAUUGCUUAAUAUAGAUGUCUUCGAAAAUGUAUGGCAACUUUAAGGCCUACAUUUCACUAUUGGAUGUUACUGUUACCCUUUCUCCCAGUUCAAGGUUUUCUUGAGUGCCAGAUUUUUCAUCUGUUGUGCCUUCAUAUCUUCAUAUCGAGUUUUGUGUUAAUAAGAAUGACCCAGAGAUCUCACAGACAAAAUUGCACCACCUGUAGUGCAGUGAUACUCCAAUACAUGUCCUAAUGAAGUAAAAUAAACUGGCAAAAUACCUGACUAAUCACUAUUAAUAAUUAUUUAGCAUUCAUUCACAUAUAAUUAUGGAACUAUGCUUAAAUUGUGGUAUAGGUAUGUUUGGGCAAUGUAUACAUUUCAUUCAGCUAAGUAAAUGUUUUCCGGCACAAUAUGAUUUGUUAAUUGAGAUUGUGAAAUAUUUAAGGGGGUUACUCCUAUUAUGGAAGAACUGAAAAUCUGAAUUCGUCCAACAUUGCAAUAUUUUGCUUUCCUCUCAGUUUUCCUUGAUAAACUCAUAUGCUUUAGGUGCAUGUCUCUUCAUUGUACGUAUACAUAUAGAUUUAAAUAAUAACAAUGUGAAGACUUUAAAUGUUACCAAUUUAUUGUAAAAAAAAAAAAAAAACAUUGCUUUGUUUUUUUAUUUAUUUAUUUAUUGGCCUUCUGUCAUAGCAUUUUAUUGUAAGUAAAUUAUAGGACCUGUGUACAUUGCAGUCCUUCAAUAUUUGCUCAAGAAAAGGCUUUUUGAGUCAUUGCUUCUGAAACUGUUUCUGAAUUCUGAAAAUCUCAUUAUGAUUCAUACCCAUUUCUAGAUUUGUUCUCCAGUUGAUCACAGCCAGGUACUUUGAUAAAUUUCCACUGAAUUACAAGGUGCAAAAAUGUCGCUGUCACUGAAAUUCAGGUUGUACUGCCAAGUGAUUUGAAAAAAAAAACGAUUUAUUUGAAGACAUUAUUCACUACUAAGCUUGAACUGCUUAGCGUUUCCUUAACAAUGUUGAUAUUUCUUAGUUCAUUUUAUUUAUUAUAUGUAGUUAUAUUCAAGUUUGGAAGUCUUUUAAUUUGGUACAAGGAACCACCAUUACACUAUAAUAUUAUUGAUAAAUAUUGACACAAAACGUGAAAUGGCCCUUCACACAAGAACCCCACUUCUAGCUGUGGAGUGAACCAAUAAGGAUUAAGAAUAUGAUGGAAACAACCCCACUGUGCUUGCCUUGAGUGUCAAUCCAUUAUCCACAUUCAUUUAUCCAGUAGGAUAGGAUAAAUGGUUGAACUGAAAUUCUGUCCACAAAGAGGCAAACGUGACACCACAGACUGGAAUAUUACCAUUUCAGUGAGAGCAUGAAUAUUUUGACCUCAGGAUCAGCAGAAAUUUAGACUGUGGUAUAUCUAGUGAGGAUGAGAUGGAAAGGAUAAAGAUUUUCUGUGGCCUGCAUUUCUAUGUACCAAGCCUCGGUUACUCUAAUCCGUUAUCCAUAAUAAAGCAUACAGUAUGCCUUUUCUCUCCAUUCACUUCUAAGCUGUGGUGGCUGAGGGUUAGUUUUUAAUUAGUCACAAGCAAAAAUCUCGAUUACCAGACAUAAUGAAAAAUGUAAAUAGUCUCAAGUUAAAGAACUAGCAAAAAUUCACAAUUCAUAUUUUCCUGACCUUGUUUCAACAUACUAUAGAUUACUUUCCAUGCUAGAUCAAUCUAUUACAAGCAACCGACUAUCAGUAUAAUGGCACUCUUCACCUAGUCAAGAAACAUAAUGUUUUCUGGUUUAUAUUUAUGUUAUAUUAAUGUAUUUAAUGACAUAAAUAUUCCAUAUUUGUCUUGUUUCUCAAUGAUGAUCUUGGAUCUUGAUAGAACAAAUUUAGAUUUAAUCCACUUCAUAGUUGUUACUAUGUGCACUGAAUUUGUGGACCACAUCUCAAUUGUCCUAAACUUAUGUAAAUAUCAGCCUGACUAGGGUGACACGGGAUGUGGUUUGCUAAUAAACCAGUGAUCAGCUACUUCUUAUGAUUUAGUGUAGUUUGGGCUCCAAUUGGAGGCAAUGAUACAAGUCAACUGAAAAACUGACCUAUUGUUUAAUGGUGGCUAAAUCUUUAUCGACCCAGAUUACCUCAUGUGAUAAUAAAAUGGUGCAGAAGGAUAGAAUAGAUAGAAUAGAAGGUUAAUAAAAUGUAUUAAACAAAAAAAAAACAUCUGAAUUAAAAUCCUAAAAGGCUAAAUAUAGGAAAAGGGGACUUAAUGUAUAGUCAUGUGCGUGUUCCCCAGUACACAAGGAGGAAAUAUGAAUCCAAUUUUAGCAUGUGGGGAAUGGCAUGUACAAAGGGCUACUGAAGUUAGUGACAUCUAGCUAAUCUCAGUGCCCCUUGGCAUUCUAAAUAUGCAAGACCAUAUAUCAAAUGAGUAUAUAUUAGUGAAGGAGAAAUCGCAUGCACAGAUCUUGGUUGAAAGGAAGGCAGAUUGUAAGCUAAUGUUAAGAAUAGAGUAGCUAUAUGUGUGAGCUAGCUAUGCGGGGCUAGUUGCCUGUAGCUAACUAACAAGUAAUCUGAUAUAAUCUAAAACAGCUGGAUCUCUGUUGUCCUGUCUAUAAAAGCCAGUCUCCAUCCUGGUUUUCUUGCAGAUUUUUCCACCCUUUGGGUAAGCCUGGAAGCUGGGCUAGCUCGCUGUCGCAGGAAUGCAUAUAGGAUACUCACGUUUAUUUGUUGCCAUUUUGCAGAAUUAUAUCAACAUGUAAAGUUAGUAACUAAACUGAUCCCAUGUGGAUACAGUUCCUUUAGCUUACUUGCAGUAUAACUAACAUGUUUAUGCUAGAGUUAUACACCACUUGCUGUGGCUAUAACUCAAGAGAGACAGAGCAUCUCGAUGUGUGUUCCUUGACAGGCAGGCCUUUGCUCACUUUAGGCCUAUGCCCUUAGAGGCAGUGCCUUGCGCACAGCUCUCCUGUUGAGCAGCAAAUAAAGAAGAUGAACAUGUACAAGAACACAGAUUUUACAGGCAUCCACAGGGAGUACCCAGCCCAUGUGACCAGGUUCUCCCAUCAUGUAAUCAUGACCUCAGCCUGUCCUGUUUAUCCAAAAUGUCCCUACACAAGUAUACCCCAAAAAGUAUGACUUGAAGGAUUUUCGUUCCCAGUUAAUCAAUAAUGGCAACCACUUUUACAUUAGUGAAUAAUGUCUUCUAAACAUGUUUCAGGUAGUCAACAAACUCAUAAAACAUUUACCAGUGUAAAAAUAAAUACACAUUAUCUCAGAAGCAUGUAGAGCAUAAAAUACAUUUAAGGCACGAUGGCCACUUUCAACAAUGGAGUAGCAUGCAAAAAGAAAUGUGUUUCAAUUAGGUUGCAGUAUUUUUAAACAACUUGUAUAUAAUGGGGGUAAUCAUUUUGUUCAAUUCCAUGUUUUUGUCAAAAUGUAAAAAGAAAUCCCUAUGGAUUGGAUUGAAUUGCAUACUGCAGCAUAUUUGUCAAUUGUGGGGGUGUUUAACAUCAAAUAUUUAAACUAUUACCCUUGUUAUUGCUAUACAAGUAUCAUGUUGUUGCAAUAAAUGUUUUCAAUAUGUUCAAACUUGUUUUGC
Anguilla rostrata (American eel) is the source of this 9105-nucleotide messenger RNA. RefSeq names its product protocadherin-9-like. NCBI's taxonomy places the organism in Eukaryota, Metazoa, Chordata, Actinopteri, Anguilliformes, Anguillidae. The transcript has 5 exons. Bases 976 to 4665 code for a protein of 1229 amino acids. The record is from RefSeq and is a predicted model, not a curated record. Gene Ontology annotation, cellular component: plasma membrane. Gene Ontology annotation, molecular function: calcium ion binding. Gene Ontology annotation, biological process: homophilic cell-cell adhesion.